This is a messenger RNA of Solanum lycopersicum (tomato), 2722 nucleotides long. RefSeq names its product histone-lysine N-methyltransferase, H3 lysine-9 specific SUVH6-like. NCBI's taxonomy places the organism in Eukaryota, Viridiplantae, Streptophyta, Magnoliopsida, Solanales, Solanaceae. Gene Ontology annotation, cellular component: nucleus. The record is from RefSeq and is a predicted model, not a curated record. Gene Ontology annotation, molecular function: protein binding; zinc ion binding; histone methyltransferase activity.
CCAUACUAAAGGGUUUUGAUGUUAUGAAGCACUUCAAGUAAGUUGUUUCUAUUGCACUAAUUUUUCUGCUCUCUAUUAGCCCUAAUCUGUAGCUGUGUAACUUGUUUAGUUCGAUCGAUUGCAUUGUCUUGCUUAGUGUUAAUAAUCAUGUUACGUAAAAUUUGUUUUUCUAGUAAGGUUUUAAGUUGUCAAUACUUUAUGAAUUGUAGAUUGUAGAUGUCUGUGUUAGUGGAAACAAAGAUGUUAGGCAAGAAGAAACUUUGUCUGAUGGUUGAUACUGAAUCUCCCUCCACAUUUAAGCGUCUAAAAAUUCAUGCUACCCGCAAUUUUCCUGAAAAUUGUGGUCCAUUUGUUUGUCAAAACAAUGGAAGCAGAAAGAUCUACCCGGAAUUUCCAUCUAAUACCAAGCGUGUAAAAGUAGACUCUAGGAGGAGUUUUCCUGAGAAUUGUGGCCCUCAAAAGAGGGAUGGAAGUGAUACUCAAUGCUCUGUUGACGCUGAUAACAACAGUUGUUCUGAAGUCGAGUCAGCUGAAUCAUGUAAUUUCGAGGCAACUGGAAACCAACCUUUGAAAUUGAAAGAAGAAAAUGUUAUAUACGAUGAAUCUACUCAACAUCAUCAAGUCCAAAAGCAGUCAACUGAUACUUUUGAUUGGUUUAUAAAAGAUGAGCCUAUUGAAAAUGGACCUGCUAUUGUUUCACAAGAAAAUCUAAUUGACUGUCAAAAUGAUGAGCCUAGUAAGGAAACAUGCCAGAGCGUACACCGCGAAGAAGUUUCUGAUGAUGAGUCCAGGAGUUGGGUAGAUGAUGAUGACAUUUCCAUUUUAACAUGCUCCGAGUGGAACUCACUAACAUCAGCUCUCAAGGAUGGUAAGAAAGGUGGCAAGGAGGGCGAGAUCAUACACAAGUGCUCAGAUAUUUUAGAAGAUUUCAAGCCAUUGCCCGACAUCAUACGUCCUGAGCAGCAAUAUGAAUCUGUGUUCAUGAAGAAGCAAAUGGAUCUCGGAGUUCCUCAAGAAAAUUCAAGGAACUCUGCUGUCAUGUGUGGUGUUUCUGGUCAUGGAUUCUCAACUGAAUAUGAACAUAUUCAUGAAGUAAAACAAGUUAGAAAGACUCUGAAACUUUUUGAUGACGUAUAUACUAAGCUUUUGCAAGAAGAUAAAGCAGAGAAUCCUGAAGGACGAUCCAAAAGAAAAAUCCAUAUAGAGGCAGCAAUGACUUUGAAAAAUCAGAAAAAGUGGGUAAAUUGUGAAUGGACUUUUGGGCAUGUUCCUGGAGUUCAAAUUGGGGAUCGAUUCCGGUUCAGGGCAGAACUUGUUAUGAUCGGAUUACAUCACCAAUUUAUGAAUGGUAUCAAUUAUGUGAAUAUUGGCAGAAAAUAUGUUGCAACAAGCAUUGUUGAUUCUGGUCGGUACGAUAACGAGGCCAUAUCUUCUGAAACGUUCAUUUAUGUAGGUCAAGGCGGGAAUCCAAAAGUAUCUAUAAAUGCGAGAGUGGAAGAUCAAAAGCUUAAAGGGGGUAAUCUUGCCUUGAAGAACUCCAUGGACAUGGGAUGUCCGGUGAGAGUUAUUUGUGGUCGAAAAAGAGUGAAUGGUGAAAAGAGUGAUAUAAGAUACAUUUACGAUGGGCUCUACACUGUGACCAAGUGUUGGGAAGAAAUAGCUCCAACUGGAAAAUAUGUUUUCAAGUUUGAACUGAAGAGAAAUCCUGGCCAACCAAAACUUAAUCGUGAAGUAGUGUCACGACCCACAAGUUUAGGCAAGGUAGAUCAUUUUCAUGUUAACAAAGCAACAAAAUCGAUUAUGGAGUCAGAGUUUGUUGUGGACAAUGAUGUCUCGCAAGGAAAAGAGAAGAUACCAAUUUGUGUUGUCAAUGCAAUAGAUGAUGAGAGACUCCCAUCAUUUACUUACAUUACCAGCAUACGGUAUCCAGAUUGGUAUUACAUCUCUAAGCCUCAAGGUUGCAAUUGCACAAGUGGAUGCUCCGAUUCUGAGCAAUGCUCUUGUGCUUCUAGGAACGGAGGUGAGAUUCCAUUCAACACAAGAGGCUCUAUUAUUAGAGCACAACCUCUUGUUUAUGAGUGUGGUCCGUCAUGCAAAUGUCCCCCUUCUUGCAAAAAUAGAGUUAGCCAACACGGUCCUCGAGACCAUUUGGAGGUUUUCAAGACAGAAUCGAGAGGAUGGGGUUUGAGGUCACGAGAUCGUGUCUCAUCCGGAAGUUUUAUAUGUGAAUAUGUUGGGGAGUUGCUUGAUGAAAAGGAAGCUGAAAGUAGAAUAGAUAAUGAUGAGUACUUGUUUGAUGUUGGCAACUAUGAUGAAGAAAUCCCAAAAAGGAAUCCUAUGCGUAAUAAUAACCUCAAAGUUGAGUCAGAUUCUUUGGGGAGGAAGGAUGAAGAUGGCUUUGCCCUUGAUGCAGUUAGAUAUGGGAAUGUUGGAAGAUUUAUCAACCAUAGUUGCUCACCAAACCUUUAUGCUCAAAAUGUCAUGUAUUACCAUGGUGAUAGGAGAGUACCUCAUAUAAUGUUUUUUGCUUCUAAGAGUAUAGCACCAUUCGAGGAGUUUACGUAUCACUACAACUAUGGUCAUGUUUAUGAUAAAAAUAGUAAUAUGAAGAGAAAGAACUGUAUAUGUGGCUCUCAGAAGUGCGAGGGGAGAAUGUACUAAAGUUUUACUCAUGUAAUACUAUCCCUCUUGAGAUGAUGUUUAAAGCAUAAUUUUUAUAAUC